Messenger RNA from Closterium sp. NIES-65, 4161 nucleotides. The record is from the annotation of a GenBank genome assembly. NCBI's taxonomy places the organism in Eukaryota, Viridiplantae, Streptophyta, Zygnematophyceae, Desmidiales, Closteriaceae.
AUGGAGGCCGCCGUCGGCGGAGCGUUGUUUCGCGGCCACCCGGUGCGCCUCAACAGAGCGAACUUUCCACGCGGGAAUGCGCUGCUCGCAGGGCAUUGCGGGAAGGUUCUAAGGGUAACCGCGUCGGCGGAGCAGCCGUCAUGGCGCGCGAAGGCGGCGGCGGCGGGAGCGGGGACCGUGACGCAAGCCGUUGUGACAGAACACCCCGCUUCCGCGUUCUCCGCGUCCGCCUCUCUCUCCGCGGACCCGCCACGCACAGCACCUGUAUUUAACGGCGCAGCACCAGCGACAGCCAAUGGGACCGCGCCAGCUGGCUCCGAUACAGUGGCAGCGGGGCGCGCGGUGGCGAUAUACGACACCACGCUCAGGGACGGUUCACAGGUGGGGGACGAGUCGCAGGUAGGGAACGGGUCGCAGGUGGGGGACGAGUUGCAGGUGGGGAACGGGUCACAGGUGGGGGACGAGUCGCAGGUGGGGAACGGGUCGCAGAUGGUGGGAAUCACCCUCUCAGUGGCGGACAAGUUGCGUAUAGCGGAGCUCUUAGAGGAUCUCGGGGUUGACUAUAUCGAAGCAGGCUGGCCAGGAUCCAAUCCCAAGGACGCUGAGUUCUUCCAGCGGUGGAAAGCCCGGGAGGCAGCAAGGGAGGGGAUAGACAGGUUGACAGCAGCGGGAGGUGACAGUAACGAGGGGGAGAGGAGGCGGGCAAAGCUGGCGGCGUUUGGAGCGACUCGUUAUAAGAACACGACGUGUGAGAAGGACGCGAACGUGCAGGCGCUGGUGGAGAGUGGAGCGCCCGUGAUCACCCUCGUGGCCAAGGCGUGGGACGCGCAGGUGCUGAAGGUGCUGGAAGCGACAUUGGAGGAGAACCUGGCGAUGAUAGAGGACACGGUGCUGAAGGUGCUGGAGGCGACGCUAGAGGAGAACCUGGCGAUGAUAGAGGACACGGUGCGGUAUUUCACUGCCAUGGGUCGCCACGUGAUGCUGGACGCAGAGCACUUCUAUGACGGCUUCUCCGCCAACCCAGCACUGCUACGACGGCUUCUCCGCCAACCCGUGAGUCUCCUUCCUUCCCACAACCUCAGUUCCCGCCCCUCAGUUCUCUCCCCUCAGUUCCCUCCCCUCAGUUCCCUCCCCUCAGUUCCCUCCCCUAAGUCCUCUUCAACAGCACCCUCCCCUAAUUCCUCACUUGCACCCUUCCCCUUCCCCUUCCCCUUCCCCUUCCACUUGAACGACGGUUUCUCUGCCAACCCGCCCUUCCUCAUAGCCUUCUCACUCCAACCCCCUUGCUCUCUCACCAACCUUGCCCUCUCACCAACCUUGCCCUCUCACCAACCUUGCUCUCUCACCAACCUUGCCCUCUCACCAACCUUGCCCUCUCACCAACCUUGCCCUCUCACCAACCUUGCUCUCUCACCAACCUUGCCCUCUCACCAACCUUGCCCUCUCACCAACCUUGCCCUCUCACCAACCUUGCUCUCUCACCAACCUUGCCCUCUCACCAACCUUGCCCUCUCACCAACCUUGCUCACAUACCCCCCUUCCAGCGAGUACGCCAUGCACUGUGUGCGGGCGGCAGCCAGGGCGGGCGCCAAGGAGAUAGUGCUGUGUGACACUAAUGGGGGCUCCAUGCCAUGGCGCGUGCAUCAUGUGAUGUAUCCCUCCUAUGACCAUGUCAUGUAUCCCUCCUAUGACCCUGUCAUGUAUCCCUCCUAUGACCAUGUCAUGUAUCCCUCCUAUGACCAUGUCAUGUAUCUUUCCUAUGACCAUGUCAUGUAUCCCUCCUAUGACCAUGUCAUGUAUCCCUCCUAUGACCCUGUCAUGUAUCCCUCCUAUGACCCUGUCAUGUAUCCCUCCUAUGACCCUGUCAUGUAUCCCUCCUAUGACCCUGUCAUCUAUCCCUCCUAUGACCAUGUCAUGUAUCCCUCCUAUGACCAUGUCAUGUAUCCCUCCUAUGACCAUGUCAUGUAUCCCUCCUAUGACCCUGUCAUGUAUCCCUCCUAUGACCAUGUCAUGUAUCCCUCCUAUGACCAUGUCAUGUAUCCCUCCUAUGACCAUGUCAUAUAUCCCUCCUAUGACCCCGAGGUCACCCGUUUAGUGGUGGAGGAGCUAGCAAGAGGCGCAGCGGAGGGCGUGUGGGGGAGGGAUGUGGGAGUGGGAGUGCACUGCCACAACGACUGUGGCAUGGCCGUGGCCAACAGUGUUGAGGCCGUGCGGGCGGGAGCGAGAGUGGUGCAGGGGUGUAUCAAUGGGUACGGGGAGCGCACUGGCAACGCUGACAUUGUCACAGCCAUCGGGAUUCUCCAGGUGAAGCUGGGCUGCGACUGCCUGCCUCGGGAUUCGCUCGCCAGGCUGGCGGAGAUCUCCGGGGAGAUUGCGCGGGUGGCAGGCCAGCCGCCCAACCCCGCGCAGCCAUUUGUGGGAGCCAACGCGUUUGCGCACAAGGGGGGCAUUCACGUGGCUGCUCUCAGGAAGAUGCCUGAGGGCUACAGCCACUCCAACCCCUCCCUCGUGGGCAAUGGCAUGUGCUCAGCCAUGCCUGAGAGCUACAACCACUGCGACCCAUCCGUAGUGGGCAACGCCAUGCGGUCAGUGGUCUCCGACUUAUCUGGCCGCGGCAACAUUCUCGACAAGGCGGAGCGGGCAGGGCUGGACCUGGGCAGGGAGGAGGCGGGGCGGGUGUUGGCGCGCAUCAAGCAGAUGGAGGCGCGCGGGUUCGCCUUUGAGAACGCCGCUGCUUCCGUGGACAUGCUGAUUGUGCGGCGAGGGGCACGCUACCAGAUCCCCUUCCACGUGUUGGAGUUCUCAGUCAUCUCCACCAACCAUCUGGGCGUGCCACAGCCCGUCAAAGGCAGUAGCAGCAGCAGCAGCAGUGGGGAGAGCAGUGAUUCCAGUGACGAGGAGGGAGGGGUGGAGGGGGUGCAGGGGGAGAGGAGGGAGAGGAGGAGGAGGGAGAGGGCGAGUGAGAGGGAGGAGGCGGCGUUGGUGGCGGAGAGUGAGUGGAUGGAGGGCGCCAGCUGUAACAGCCAGGCCAUCGUCAAGGUCCAAGUGGGCGGCAUCAGCCAGAUGAGUGCUGCGGAGGGCAACGGGCCUGUAGACGCCCUCAACCAUGCCCUGCGGGCCUCACUGGAUCCCCACUUCCCGCAGCUGGCGCAGGUGGAGCUGGUGGAUUAUCGUGUUCGCCUGCUGGAGCCCACUGAGAGGCGCAGCGGCACCAUGUCCACCACUCGUGUCACCAUCGACUUCUGUGAUAAGAGCUCCGAGGCCACGUGGACCACGGUGGGAGCGCACUCGUCCAUUGUGGAGGCCAGUUUCCGCGCGCUCAUAGACGGGCUCGAGUUCGGCAUUGUCAAUUGCAACGAGUGUGAGAACCACCCACUGGGAGGUCUCUCAUAUGUGGUAGUCAUGCCUGCCGAGCAAACUCCUCAAUCUCCUGCGGUAGUGCGUAAUGGCCUUUCUGUGCUGGGAGUUAUUCCUCCCCCUUCUAAGACAUACAGCGUGCCCAUCUCGCCGUUGCCACCACCCGCUUCUCCCGUGCGUAGUGUGGGUAUUGUAUACCCGUUCGAGCCGCCGUCGACUCCUGCUGACUGGGAGCCGCACCCGUCAAUUGUUCUCGUGCCAGGCGGUGGUGAAGGGUCGUCUAGACCCUCCGCAGCUUCACCGUCCACUAUCGACGUCACGCUCGUGUCUCAUCUCGUGGACCAGACACGGAUGCGCAUCAAGAACCGGUACUUAAACUUUGAGCCGGAUCAUCACUUCGGGAGUGGAGAGAAGAUGACACUGAGCGACUUCAUUCAGCGUCAUCAGAAGAUGGACAAGCGGGAGGUGAAGGCAGAGGGCGUGGACAGUGACGGCAACCCUGUGGAAUUCAGCUAUAAACUGCACGAGAAUCCCAUCGAAGGGCAGGAGACGGAUGGAGAUGUAACGGCUUGUUUCGAGCUGUCGCUGAAGUUUGUGCGUGCUGUCGACAAGGAGCUGGAGUGGCGGAUGAAAGACCUGGAGGAGCUGGAGGGGUGUAAGCUAUUUCGAUCAGCCUCAUACGUACCUGACGACGCCAAACGUGUGGAAAACUUCAAAAAAUGGCUGGCUCAACUGCACAAGCUCUACAGGAAGAAGCUUCCAGGUAUGCUCGUAGACCUCAUGGUGUGUACCUGUCUGUUUUGA